AAGGCUCAUACUUACUCUUAUUUUCAAACACAAUUCAUUUUCAAAAUGGCUAGGGCAACUGGACUACUUCCACUCUUUUCCACCACCAUGGUGAUCAUGAUCAUCCUAUUCUUAGGUUUGGAGAAAGCUAUUGCUGAGAAUGUCAAAAUGGAUACUGCUAAAUAUUCAACAACAAGAGGUUCUUGGGUGCCAUUGAAUUAUCGACUUACUGAGAUGUUGAAACCAUGUACUGACAACUUUAUUGGAGCAUGUGUUCCUGGUACUGAUGAUGAUGCUUCUUGUUUCAGUCGUUGCAAACAAUCCGGUGAUGUAAAAGGAGGCUUUUGCAAAACUCUUAGUUACAAAGAACCAGCACCACAUAACUUUUGCCAUUGUUAUUGUUAGAUUUGAAUUUUGAUCCAAUAAUAAUAGAUAUUGCUACGAGGAGUGCAAUUAUCUAGCUAGAAUGUUUUAUUUAUAUCAUAGAAUAAUAUAUUUUACAGUUGCAUUGUCAACAUUUUAACAUUUUGUA
Molecule: messenger RNA, 511 nt
Organism: Vicia villosa (hairy vetch)
Lineage: Eukaryota; Viridiplantae; Streptophyta; Magnoliopsida; Fabales; Fabaceae
Exons: 2
Coding region: 46-384 (112 amino acids)
Biological process (GO): defense response to fungus
Cellular component (GO): extracellular region
Source: RefSeq, a predicted model, not a curated record